AUGCCCCGAGAUCCCCUCAUCGGUCUCGUAGGGAAGCCGUCGAGCGGGAAAAGCACCACGCUGAACAGAUUCACGACCAUCGAUCCCCAACGAGCGGUGGGCUAUCUCCAGGUCGACUGCGCGUGCAAGCGCAAGGGCCUCACGGACAAGUGCCGGCCAAACUACGGCUCCUGCGUCGACGGCAAGCGAUCAGUGCCCAUAGAACUGCUGGACGUGGCGGGACUGGUGCCCGGCGCGCACGAGGGCAAAGGACUGGGCAACAAGUUCUUGGACGACCUGCGCCACGCGGACGCUCUGAUCCACGUCGUCGAUGUCAGCGGCACCACGGACGCCGAGGGCAAAGCCACGCGCGGCUACGAUCCCAGCGUGGACGUGGAAUGGCUGCGCGGCGAGAUCGUGCGAUGGAUCCAAGGGAAUCUGAUGGAGAAGUGGGGGAGCAUCAAGAGACGGCACGUCGCCGUGAAGGCCUCGCCUGUCGAGACGCUCCAGGCCCAAUUCUCCGGCUACGGCAGUAACAGUUCCGUCGUCGCGAGGACGCUGGACAAGCUCCAGCUCAAGCAGCCGCUGGAGGAAUGGAGUGACGAGACGAUCCUGAGGGUCGUCAACGCCUUUACGGACGAGAAGUUCCCGACCGUCCUCGCGCUCAACAAGAUCGACCACCCGGACGCAGAUCGAAAUAUUGCAAAGAUCGCAAAACAGCAGCCCGCGGAGAGCAUCGUCCUCUGCAGCGCGAUAUCCGAGGUCUUUCUCCGACGGCUGGCCAAGCAAGGCUACAUCAAAUACAAGGAAGGCGCCGAGUACUUGGACACGCGGGAGGAUCUGAUCGAACAGGGAGAUCCCGACGGAGGAGGCCUGAAAGAAAUGGACGACAAGCUCGCGCAGCGGAUCGAGAACCUCAAGGACAUGGUGCUCUAUCGCUUCGGGAGCACGGGCGUGGUGCAGGUCCUGACCCGAGCGGCAGCCCUGCUGGGCCUCGUGCCUGUCUUCCCGGUGAAGAACAUCCACACCUACGGCUCCGGCGGCACGUCCGGCACGGCCGCUGUCUUCAGAGACUGCGUGCUCGUCAAGAAGGGCAGUACGGUGGCGGACGUGGCUCGGAAAGUCAUGGGCGAUGCUCCCAUUGCUUUCAUCGAGGGCGACGGGGGAAGGAGAGUCGCAGAAGACUCGAUCAUCGAGGUCGGAACGAACGAUAUCCUGUCAUUCCACGUCGGACGGUGA
This is a messenger RNA of Cladophialophora carrionii CBS 160.54, 1218 nucleotides long. RefSeq lists its product as uncharacterized. Gene Ontology annotation, cellular component: cytoplasm. Lineage: Eukaryota; Fungi; Ascomycota; Eurotiomycetes; Chaetothyriales; Herpotrichiellaceae. The coding region runs from base 1 to 1218 and encodes 405 amino acids. The record is from RefSeq and is a predicted model, not a curated record. The transcript has 2 exons. Gene Ontology annotation, molecular function: ATP hydrolysis activity; GTP binding.